Messenger RNA from Chironomus riparius, 2025 nucleotides. The record is from the annotation of a GenBank genome assembly. Lineage: Eukaryota; Metazoa; Arthropoda; Insecta; Diptera; Chironomidae.
AUGGAUCUUGAAAAGUUUGCGAAUGAAAAGUUCAAUGGAGAUGACUAUGUUAAGCAUCUUGUCAAGGAAAUGGUCGCAGGAUCUGAACUAAGUGAGUUUAGGAAGCAAUUAACGACUGAAAAGGAAGGUGUCUCAAAUUUAUUGAAGAAAAAGGUUUUUGAGAACUACUCACAGUUUAUCGAGACAGCUAGAGAGAUAUCACAUCUUGAGUCAGAGAUGUAUCAGUUAUCACAUCUACUAGUGGACCAACGUAACUUGAUUGAACAGAUUAAGGAAGAGAGUCUCCUUGAUGAUCAAAAAAAUAUAAUUGGAGAUAAUACAGAAAGUAAUGAUAAUGAUCAAGAUCAGAACAAAAAGGCACUGUCAAUAAUUAAGGAUGCAUUAAUUGGAUAUAAUAAAAGCCUGGAUGAAAAAGUAUUUCUUCAUGAAGGCUCAUUAAUCGAACUGGACCCGAAUGAUUAUCGUCCAAUUUGUCGAUCACACUUGUUCCUGUUUAAUGACAUAUUAAUUAUAGCAAAGAUUAAACAUGACAAGAAGUUAGAGUUUACGAAUGAGUAUGAAACGAAGAAAAUUGCAGUUGUGAAUAUUAGAGAAUUGACAGGCGUUAAGAAUGCCAUUAAUAUCAUUACUAAUGAUGGAAAUCGUAUUUAUCAAACGAUUAAUGCUGCUGCACGAACUGAAUGGAUAGAAAAGUUUGAAGCUACACUAAAAUUCAAUCAAUCCACAUCAUCGGUUCCUGCUAAAUCUAAGAAAGGCCCAGCACCACAACCACCAAAAGUUCUUCAAAAGCAAAGAUCAUCGGUUGAAACACAGUCAAUUUGCAGUGACAUGACAUUAAGUCCAACAGCUUCGAUUGCCACAGAAAAUCUCGCACCAGAAUGGCUAAUAUCGGCACCAGAAGAGAUUCAAGCUGAAAUUGCACAAAGGCAUUUUGAGGAUUCGCUUCAUUUAAUUCAGAAAUGUGACGAUUAUAUCCAAAAGAAUCCAUCAUUUUAUAAUAUUAACGAGAUCCAGGAAAAGAUUAAAAAUUUGAAAACUAUUCUCUCGUCAGUUCUCUUGCAUGAAUUAUCUAUAGCUGAGUGCCGUGAUCUACAAUCAGUUUUGAGAUCUUCUCGUCGUCUUUUGAAAUUGUUGGUUGAAAUGGGUAAAAGUCGUGAAUCAUCAACUAUCUUCCUUAAAGUAUGUACAACGACAAUAAGAACAUCUCAAAGACAGGCAAGAAGAAACAAUCUUCCAGUAUCUGAAUUAUUUUUCUGUGACUUAGCCCAAGUCGCAAGUGAUUUUCUUCGAGCAUUCCAAAAACAAUCAGCAUGUACUGCAGCACUUACAGUCUGGUGCAAUGAUGAAUUGCAAUAUUUUUCUCAACAAUUAAUUAAACAUUAUUUAACAAAAGGAACAAAUUUAGAGACAGUUGCAAAAGUUGUUGUAAGUGUAAGAGAGCCAUGCUUAGAGUUGACUAAAAUUGGUCUCGAUUUAUCAUCUCACAUGGAAGGAUUAUGGCGAGUGACAUUAGAGCAAUUAAUUGAUGAAUCAAGGCAUCGUUUGAUCGAGAAUAUUGGACGAACGGAAGAAAUUUGGCAACCUUACAAUCUUAUUUCUAAAAGUAAUUUAAGGGUUUUAGUAAAAGAACUAAAUGCAAUGGGAAUCGAUAUGAAUGAGCACGUUACAGGCGAUACAUUCAUCAAUUUGACACAAUCAACUGUUAACUUCUGUAGACAUUUCCUUAGUGUCACCGAAAGUUGUGCAAUAAUUGGAAGGAAUAGUGUUUUAAAGCCUGACUGUGAAAAAUUGUUGAGAGAUCUGUUCGUGACACAGCAUAAUAUCAAGCCUUCAUUGACUCAGCAGAAUGUUGAUCUAAAUUUUGUAGCCAAGAAUAAGGCAUACACGGUAGACGUUCUUUUAGAAAAAGCUAUAAGCAAUUUUGAAGAAAAGAGUGAACAUAAAUGCAUCUUAUUGACUGAAUUAAAAAAUCAAUUAAAGGCACCAAAACCUAAACCGAGAAAUGUCUACAAUGUAAAUGUUUAA